Molecule: messenger RNA, 1590 nt
Organism: Alnus glutinosa
Lineage: Eukaryota; Viridiplantae; Streptophyta; Magnoliopsida; Fagales; Betulaceae
Product: protein CDC73 homolog
Exons: 3
Coding region: 198-1427 (409 amino acids)
Biological process (GO): positive regulation of transcription elongation by RNA polymerase II; transcription elongation by RNA polymerase II
Cellular component (GO): Cdc73/Paf1 complex
Molecular function (GO): RNA polymerase II complex binding
Source: RefSeq, a predicted model, not a curated record
CUCGAGAAAAAAACUGUUUGGUUCUUUUGCGAAGCUUUUCCCAAACAAAUCCGUCUCUCUCUCUCUCUCUCUCUCUCUCUCUCUCUCUCAGAAGUCCGUAGUGUUAUAAUUGCGCUGUAUCGCUCACUCGCGUCAAGUUCUUUCCUCUCGUUGCUGCCUCCUAAGACCGUCUGUGACCCUGGCUCGGUGGCUCGCACAUGGACCCGCUCUCGGCCCUCCGCGACUACACAAUCCGGGGCGAAGUGGACCGGAUCGUGCGGGUGAACGACGAGUUCCGGUUCGGCUCGGAGUACUCGUUCCCAUGCUCGGCCGAGACGGCCUACCGGUCGAAGCAGGGCAGCCUCUACACCCUGGAGACCCUGGUCUACUUCGUGAGGAGCCACCAGUUGAAGCACAUCGAGUACAUCCAGAAGGCCCGCACGCAGGGAAUCCCCGCCGUCACCUUGCCUGACCGCAAGCCUCUGCUCGAGUAUCUCCAAGGCAAGGUCUCCUCCUCCGACGCCAUCGAGUUCCUCGUACCCCCCAACAAUGUUAACACCAACUCGAACGCCAAAUUCCCCGAUUUGCCCCUUUCUUCCUCCCUUAUCCCCUCCGAGUCCCUGGCCCCAAAUCUCAACGCGAUCAACGACGCCCGUGAGGGAAAACCUAUGGAUGUGGAUCUGCCGUCGGUGAUGACGAUGAUCAGAACGAUGGAGCGGCCUCUGAAGGACCGGGAGUCUCUGCUGGAGUGCAAGCAGAGGGACUUCUACAGCGUGUUGGUGGCUUCGACGAAGCGCGAGGAGGAGCGGCAGAGGAUGGAUUCGCAGCAGAGGAAGGACGGGCUGGUGGCGAAGAGCAGGCUUAUGGGUUCGGAGGAGACGCGGUACGGGGACGAGUCGGGCUACGACGCGACACCGAAGCCGAAGAUGCACCUGAAGGGGACCAAGAUCGGGGAGGGGGUGCCAAUAAUCCUGGUGCCGAGCGCGUUCCAGACGCUGAUAACGAUCUACAAUGUGAAGGAGUUCUUGGAGGACGGAGUGUUCAUACCCACGGACGUGAAGGUGAAGCAGAUGAAGGGUGCCAAGCCGGACUGUGUGACGGUGCAGAAGAAGUUCAGCAGGGAUAGGGUGGUGACGGCCUACGAGGUCAGGGACAAGCCCUCAGCGCUCAAGCCAGAGGACUGGGAUCGGGUCGUGUCGGUUUUCGUGUUGGGGAAGGAGUGGCAGUUCAAGGACUGGCCCUUCAAGGACCAUGUCGAGAUUUUCAAUAAGAUUAUAGGAUUUUUUAUGCGUUUCGAAGAUGACAGUGUGGAGUCCGCGAAGAAUGUGAAGCAGUGGAACGUAAAGAUCAUCUCAAUCAGCAAGAAUAAGCGACACCAAGACAGGACUGCAGCCCUGGAGGUGUGGGACAGACUAGAAGAAUUUGUGCGGUCACGGUCACAUUCUUGAUGCACACUGGCUUUCUAGAUAAGCUGUAUGAAUGUUUCUGAUGGUUGUGAUCUUUUUGACUCGCAUACUCAAUGUAACUUUAGAUUUAGUUAUGAUGUUUGAAUAUAUUAAGAAUAUUUUUUUUUGUUAAUAUAUUCUCAAGAGAUACUCUUGCGUUGCUUCA